This is a messenger RNA of Chlamydomonas reinhardtii, 1519 nucleotides long. RefSeq lists its product as uncharacterized. The transcript is spliced from 6 exons. Bases 218 to 853 code for a protein of 211 amino acids. The record is from RefSeq and is a predicted model, not a curated record. Lineage: Eukaryota; Viridiplantae; Chlorophyta; Chlorophyceae; Chlamydomonadales; Chlamydomonadaceae.
CUCGCCUAAUUUUGCAGGCUCGGCCCGAUGCGUUCGGAAAGCCGCGCGACGUUUCGCAAUGGUGACGGUAUUAGCUUGUGCAUCUGAAGCGUCUACUUCCGGGGCAGCGCACGCAAGCAGCGAACAACAACGCUCACGGAGACAAUACCCUAAUACGAGGGUCCAAAGCAUCGUGGAGUACUUGGACGCUCACCCGCAACGAGUGCAGUCCAUACCAAUGAUCUAUGACGCCAGCGUUAGCUCCAGCCACCUGCCAGCCGUGGUGCAGGGCCUGGGGCCGGAGGACGUGAUGCCCAGCAGGAGGCGGAAUAAGGACCCGCUGGCGGCGGACCACUGGGCGCGGGUGGUGGCGGGGCUGCUGUAUGUGGGCUGCGGGGGGCUGGACCACGCGCACAACCUCGUCACGCCGCUUUGCUGGGGCGCGGCCACGGCCUACGGGGGGCGGCCCAUUGAGGGCUCGCCGGCCGCACACGACGCCGCGUAUGUUCACGCGCUCAUACACCGGUCCGAGGGCGUGCACGACGGCGAGUUCGGGAGCGGCUUCUCCAAUGCCAACUUCUGGUAUAAGGCCGCUGGCCCGCACCCCAUACAUCCGGCCGUACUGGAGGCCAUGAAGCGGCACGCGGCCGCCGCAGACGCCGCCGACAAGGCCGCGGACCGGGAGCGGUUGCGGACGCUGGUGGCAAACCACGGUAACGCGUUCUCCACAUCGCGGUGGGUGGCAGUGUGCGGCGAGGCGGCGCGCAGCGGCGGGCGCGACCCGGCGCUGGUGCGCUUCGUGGAGCGCGUGGUGGGCGACGAGUGGCGGGCGCUGCUGGAGCACUGCUACGGCAAGCUGGAGGAGGUGGCGUGAAGUGCUGUCUGUGAGGUGCUAAGUGAGGAGCUGACGGCGUGGCCAACGGAUGAGUUUAGUUCAUAAGCCUGGAGACGUCGCGCACACCAUUCGCAGCCUUGACUGUGAACGGGGGAAUGGGAGCGCGGCGCAGCAGGGUAUAUGCUUGAGUCGCAUUGCCCAAGACGGUGCACGGGCGGCAUGGAUGUCAGCUGUACGACUGUGCCCGAGUGGGAGAGUGUGGAAUGGCUACGGAGUUCAGGGCCGGGGCUGUGGCAACGGCGGCCAGGUCAGGCCAGGUGUUGCUAUGUACAGGUGGGAGCAAUGGAGCAAUAAGACAUCACCACUGCGGGUGGGUGUAUGUGGCAGUAUGUGGGAGCGCACACUACUCGGCUCACAGCCGCCACGCGCUGCUCGUUUCACAGCAUUGUAUGUACGGGUACGGCAGCAUGCAGGAUGAUUACUCAAGCUUAAGCAUCAGGGAUAGGCGGUCUUUCAUUUAUUCUAUUUGUUGACGGGAAGUUCGUUGGAGCAAAGUUGGUUGUGCAGCACUGCAGCGUUGUUGGGAAUGCGCCUGCACGGGAGCUCCGAGGCUACCGGGGAGCCCGCUGGCCUUCGUAGCCAUGAACCCCAGUUGCCGGGGCUGCAGCAGAGCGUUUGGUGGUCCAUUUGUAACAUUGGCUAACC